This is a messenger RNA of Penicillium daleae, 804 nucleotides long. RefSeq names its product exosome non-catalytic core subunit SKI6. Gene Ontology annotation, biological process: rRNA catabolic process; poly(A)-dependent snoRNA 3'-end processing; nuclear mRNA surveillance. The coding region runs from base 1 to 804 and encodes 267 amino acids. The transcript has 2 exons. Gene Ontology annotation, cellular component: nucleolus; nuclear exosome (RNase complex); cytoplasmic exosome (RNase complex). The record is from RefSeq and is a predicted model, not a curated record. Lineage: Eukaryota; Fungi; Ascomycota; Eurotiomycetes; Eurotiales; Aspergillaceae.
AUGCCGCUCGAUACCUCCACGACAUAUCCUUUGACCAAGCUGCGCCUCGACGGUCGCCGAUGGAAUGAGCUGCGUCUAAUCCAAGCGCAGAUCUCGACCAACCCUGCCAGCUCUGGCUCUUCAUACUUGUCCAUGGGCAAUACUGCGAUUAUGUGUUCCGUCCAUGGUCCGGCUGAAGGUCGCCGUGGCGACGCCAGUGGUACUGCAGGUGGCGCAGGUGCCAUCGUCGAGGUGGACGUGAACGUUGCUGGGUUUGCUGGCGUGGAUCGCAAGCGGAGGGCUGGAGGAAGUGACAAACAAUCGUCGCGAAUCGCAACAACCCUACGCUCCGCCUUCCAAUCGCACCUGCACACCUAUCUCUACCCGCACAGCACAAUUAGCAUCCACGUCUCCGUUCUGUCUGCCGAUGGAUCUCUACUCGCUGCUGCGAUCAAUGCCUGUACCUUGGCUCUUGUGGACGCCGGUAUUCCCAUGCCGGGCCUGCUCACCAGCUGUACGGCUGGCAUGAGUGGUAGUGCCUCCACACCAAAAGACCCUCGACACGACGAGCUAGACCCGCUGUUGGAUUUGUCACUUCCUGAAGAGCAGGAAUUGCCUGUAUUGACUGUCGGCACUACGACCUCGGUACCCGUGGGAGAAAACAACAUGGACGAGGAAGAGGGAGAAAUGAAGGUGGCCGUGUUGACAAUGGACUCGAAGCUGCAUUCUACUUAUAUCGAGACAAUGUUGGCCGUGGGAAUUGACGGGUGCAACCAGAUCCGCGAGUUGUUGGAGGGCGUCAUCAAAGGGUCAAGCGGGGCCUGA